Messenger RNA from Malurus melanocephalus (red-backed fairy wren), 811 nucleotides. RefSeq names its product zinc finger protein 3-like. Gene Ontology annotation, molecular function: DNA-binding transcription factor activity; RNA polymerase II cis-regulatory region sequence-specific DNA binding. Gene Ontology annotation, biological process: regulation of transcription by RNA polymerase II. The annotation marks the transcript as partial. Lineage: Eukaryota; Metazoa; Chordata; Aves; Passeriformes; Maluridae. The record is from RefSeq and is a predicted model, not a curated record. The transcript has a single exon.
ACUGGGGAGAGGCCCUACGAGUGUGGGGAAUGUGGGAAGAGCUUCAGAGAGAGCUCCCACCUCAUCUACCACCAGCGGAUCCACACUGGGGAGAGGCCCUACGAGUGUGGAGAAUGUGGGAAGACCUUCAGUGUGAGCUCCAACCUCGUUUCCCACCAGCGGAUCCACACUGGGGAGAGGCCCUAUGAGUGUUCUGAAUGUGGGAAGAGGUUUCAGAGCAGCUCCAGUCUCCUCCUGCACCAGCGCAUUCACACAGAUGAGAGGCCCUUCCGCUGCCCCGAUUGUGGGAAGGGCUUCAAGCAAAACUCCUACCUUGUCAACCACCAGCGCAUCCACACUGGGGAGAGGCCCUACGAGUGUUCCCAGUGUGGGAAGAGUUUCACCCAACGCUCUACCUUGACCCAACACCAACGGAGGCACCGGUAAGGGAAGCCCUGUGAGUGCCCUGAGUGCAGGAAGAGUUUUGUCUGUUGCUCCAACUCCAUCCCCCAUCAGGGAGCCACGCUGGUCAGAGACCUGGUGACCCACAUUCUGUGCCUUCCAUGUUGAAAAGACACUUGGGUGGCUGUUCCCACAUUCUCCUGGAUCCUAAUACACACCAGGGAAGAUGAUGUUUGGGAGGAUUUGGGGGUUCUGAGAGGAUAUGSAAGAGUUUUCUCCAUCAUUUUGCACUCCAGAAGACAAAAGGCCUCAAAACCACUGAAUCCCACUGCAAAAGGUUCAGUCCCAGCUCAAAACGACUCAGUCACAUUCCAAAAUUACUUGACCCUACAGCCCCCUCAAAAUCGGUCAGAGGGGUUGAAUGGGUAUU